Molecule: messenger RNA, 1461 nt
Organism: Frankliniella occidentalis (western flower thrips)
Lineage: Eukaryota; Metazoa; Arthropoda; Insecta; Thysanoptera; Thripidae
Product: protein takeout-like
Source: RefSeq, a predicted model, not a curated record
GCUGCGCCCGGCCGGCCAGUCUCAGUCAGCAGCGCGCGCGCCCAGCACACCAUGAUGACCCUCCUCCUUCUGGCGAUCGGCCUGGCCGCUCUCGCCCCGCACAACGCGGACGCCGCCAGCAAGCUGCCAUGAAUGUGACCAGCAAGCACACGAAGCUCACUUUCUUCGCACCGACUAUCACCAUCGCCGGGACUUACACGGCUUCUGGGCGGGUACUCCUACUGCCCGUCACAGGCACGGGGCCCUCCAACAUCACACUCAAGGACAUGAAUAUCAGUUAUGAAUACGACUGGCCCUUGAAGAAGAGGUCGAGUGGGCGAGAGUACAUCGACAUCAUCAAUAGCAAGAUGACCCUCAAUAGCCUGGGUCACAUGGCGGUGAGAUUCGACAACCUCUUCAACGGGGAUCGCCUUCUCGGAGAAAACAUGAAUAAUUUCAUCAAUGAGAACUGGAGAGAAGUUUCCAAAGAGUUCGGACCAGGUGUCGCAGACGCAAUCGGAGAAGUAUUCAAGCUUGUUCUAAAGAACAUUUGUGAUGCUGUGCCGUACGAUGUAGUAUUCAAUAUUAAGUAGUUAUUAAAUAGUCAUGCUUGUUAUAUGUAAAUCGAAGUAGAAUAAGUCUAAUCUUAUUUUUUUAAACAGUAUUAAAUAAAAGAAUAAAAAACUGUAAUUUUAGAAAUAAGUCUACACAGGAAAACACGGGAAACCCAAGUGUGUGACUGAUGUUCACUUUUGGGUGUGUAAAUGUCACACAAGUGUAGGCGUGUGAAUUUUUAUUUGUACGCAUUCGCAUUACAGGUACGGGUAUGCGACAUUCCUUGAGGUAAUUGACACCUUUUCAUGUACGAGUGAAUUGAAAUUCUCACAUCUGCAAGUGUGUGUUUUCAGUUUUCAGAAUAUCUUUUUUGUAUCUAGAGCCUGGCUUUACAGUUUCGUUCACUACACCCCAGGGCUUUCUAUGGGUAACGGGUAACCAGUAAGGCCUAGCCUUAUGCUCACUGUGAUCUAGAACUUGGACGUUUUCCCACUAUUGACCAAUAUUUUUAUAGGAAAAUUGAAAAUUCAUUCAUAUUUGUGCUAGUAAAUAUUUCACUCUUCUAUUCUUGUAUACGUCAUACGGAAGACAAAAGAUCAUUGAAUUGUUCGACAGCAAAAUCAUCAAUGCAAGAUCGAAAUUACUGUUGAAAUGAUAUCGAGUCAAUAUCUCAUUGAUAUCAAAGUGAGUCGAAACCUAGGCAGAGUAGUGAUACAAAUUAAAUGCGUUAUCAUUGUGACACUGGUACGCAUGUUGUAUGUUUUCUGAGCCGUAUUCUAUGCGUGGUGCGAUACUGGUCGUGUUAUAAAUUUUUCAAUGUGUUCAAGUUUACUGCAUGGGAUAAACCGUGCGAAAUGUGAAACUGCUUUUUGGUAACAAUAGAUGUAUGUAAGCAAAAAAUAACAAAAUUAAAAUAUCCAAUUGAUA